Messenger RNA from Conger conger (European conger), 1975 nucleotides. Its product is annotated as tripartite motif-containing protein 16-like. The coding region runs from base 68 to 1726 and encodes 552 amino acids. NCBI's taxonomy places the organism in Eukaryota, Metazoa, Chordata, Actinopteri, Anguilliformes, Congridae. The record is from RefSeq and is a predicted model, not a curated record. Gene Ontology annotation, molecular function: zinc ion binding; protein binding. The transcript has 6 exons.
GAAACUUAACUCUGUCUCUGUCAGAGAAACACAGCUAAACUCCGUCUCUGUCAGGGUGAUCAGUGAAAUGGCUGAGGCCAAUAUCUUGGUGGAUCAGGACCAGUUCAGCUGUUCAAUCUGUCUGGAUAUACUGAAGGAUCCGGUGGCUAUUCCCUGUGGACACAGUUACUGUAUGGGCUGUAUUAAGGGCUGCUGGGAUCAGGAUGAUCAUAUUGGUGUCUACAGCUGUCCCCAGUGCAGACAGACCUUCACCCCAAGGCCUGUUCUGGGCAGAAACACCAUGCUGGCUGAAGUGGUGGAGAAACUGAAGAAGACAGGACUCCAAGCUGCUCCUCCUGCUCACUGUUACGCUGGACCUGGAGACGUGGCGUGUGAUAUCUGUACUGGGAGAAAGUGCAAAGCCAUCAAGUCCUGUCUGGUGUGUCUGGCAUCUUACUGUGAAACUCACCUCCAGCGUCACUAUGAAUCUCCUCCUCUUAAGAAACACAAACUGGUCAAAGCCACUGGAAACCUGCAGGAGAAGAUCUGCUCUAAUCACGACAAACUGCUGGAGGUUUUCUGUCGUAGUGAUCAGCAGUGUAUCUGUCUGCUGUGUGUGAUGGAUGAACACAGAGGCCAUGAUACAGUCUCAGUGGUAGCAGAAAGGACUGAGAAACAGAAGCAGCUGGGGGUGACACAGAGUAAGUUCCAGCAGAGAAUCCAGGAGAGAGAGAAGGAGCUGCAGGAUCUGAGACAGGCUGUGCAGUCACUCAAGCGCUCUGCACAGACAGCAGUGGAGGACAGUGAGAGGAUCUUUACUGAGCUGAUCCGCUCCAUUGAGAGAAGGCGCUCUGAGGUGAAAGAGCUGAUCAGAGAUGAGGAGAAGGCUGAAGUGAGUCGGGCUGAAGGACUCCUGGAGCGACUGGAGCAGGAGAUUGCUGAGCUGAGGAGGAGAGAGGCUGAGCUGGAGCAGCUUUCACACACAGAGGAUCACAUCCAUUUCCUCCAGAGCUGUCAGUCCCUCUGUGCCCCUCCUGGACCUGGAGACUUACCCAGCAUCACUGUCAGUCCAAACGUCUCUUUUGAGGCUGUGAGGAAAUCUGUCUCUGAACUGAAAGAGCGACUGGAGGAUGUUUUCAAGGCGGAGUUCAAAGUUUGUGGAAGAGUGGAAGAAGUCUCUGUUCUAGAGCCCCAGACCAGACAGGACUUCUUAAAAUAUGGCUGUCAGCUCACACUGGACCCCAACACAGCUCACAGAACCCUCCGUCUGUCUGAGGGGAACAGAGAGGUGACCUUUUUGGGAAAGAUCCAGUCAUAUCCUCAUCAUCCAGAGAGAUUUGAGCGCUACCUCCAAGUGUUGUGCAGAGUGGGUGUGUCUGGACGCUGUUACUGGGAGGCUGAGUGGAGUGUGGGUGGGGUUUCUAUAGCAGUGUCAUAUAAAGAGAUCAGCAGGAAAGGGCGGGGUAAUGACUGUAGAAUGGGACGCAAUAACAAGUCCUGGAGUUUGAUCUGCUCUCCCUCCAGUUACUCUUUCAGUCACAAUAAUAAGAGAACUAAAAUCCCUGUUCCCUCCUCCUCCAGAAUAGGAGUGUACCUGGAUCACAGGGCAGGAACUCUGUCCUUCUACAGCGUCUCUGACACAAUGACCCUCCUGCACAGAGUCCAGACCACAUUCACUCAGCCCCUCUAUCCUGGGUUUGGGGUUCAUUGUUAUGGAUCCUCUGUAAAACUGUGUGAUCUGGAAUGAGGCAGAGAGUGAAGGGAAGAUCAGCUGUAAUUAAAGAGAGGGAGAAACACUGUCUAUGAAAUAAUAUCAUUGCACAUAUGAAAAAGGCUGUGCUUUGUUCACACAUGUAAACUAGGUCUUAUUGGUACUUUGUUUUGUAAAUCGUGUGUGGAAAAUGUUUGGCUGAAGCCAAGAAAGCAAUUUGAAUUUGAAUUUGAGAGAGGGAGAGAGACAGAGAGGGAGAGAUGGGGAGAGAGAGAGAAGGAGGGA